AUGACGUCUCUGUUGUUGACGUCAACAUCAAGACCAAUCGGUUGGCUUAUGUGGCGUGCAUCUUCUUGCAUGGGCAGUGGUGAUGGAGGGCGAAUCAGCAUUUCAAGUUGUAAAAUUAAUUCUGGUGAAAACUGCUAUAUGAGUCGUUGUCAGACUGACUAUAACUUUCUUGGUCAAUCAUUCUCGGUUACAGUUGGCAAUACUUACAGAAUUUCAUUUUGGUAUCCUAAAACUGGAGGUGAUAGCGGCAAGUUCUAUGUAGAUAUAAAAUAA
Messenger RNA from Rotaria socialis, 273 nucleotides. Lineage: Eukaryota; Metazoa; Rotifera; Eurotatoria; Philodinida; Philodinidae. The record is from the annotation of a GenBank genome assembly.